Molecule: messenger RNA, 3579 nt
Organism: Myripristis murdjan (pinecone soldierfish)
Lineage: Eukaryota; Metazoa; Chordata; Actinopteri; Holocentriformes; Holocentridae
Exons: 6
Coding region: 271-2877 (868 amino acids)
Source: RefSeq, a predicted model, not a curated record
AUUUUUGCUUGCUGUGUGAGCUAAGUCAGGUCUCAGGCUAUUUUUAAGUCCAUGGUUAUCGUUUCUGCUGAAACUCAGCCCAGUUCAGUUUGUUCAUCUUACAUGUGAAGCACAAAGUGUUUGAAAGCAGUCCGUUAUUGUCACCUACAGCCGUGAAAUCUUGUUUUCUUUCCGCUCGAGAUGCAACUGAGUGAGGAAAAAAUCAUCUGAGCAGCCUCAGUAACAAGGGAUCCCACUGAUUCAUAAACCACAAUUAAGGCUGAGUAAAUCAUGAAUCAUUUUGACUGGGGACAGCCUUAUCCGAGACAGCAAAGAGAUGUGGACCCAAAACCACUGAGUGAUUUUACACAAAGGACAGAAAGCAAAUGGGAUACUGAUCCUCUUGGGUGGGAACAUGCUCAUGGGCAACAGCAGAGAAACCUGGACCCAAAACAGUGGAGCGGUAUUAAUGAACAGACAAGCAAAGUGUCAAGAACUGGCUGGGAUACGGACGUGUCCUGCGAUUACACCCUUGAAAAAUCACCCACCGGCAUAGGGACUGAUGUAGGACGGGAGCACCACAUUCCUUCCCCCCAUAAUCGGCACAGAAAGGAGUACGCUGCCUUCGACUCAGACAGGAACACAGAUCCAGAUGGACAGCCGAUAGAAAUGAGCGAGGAGGAUGAGGAGCUGGUCCGGAAGAGGAGACAGCUUCAAAUGAUUGAGGAGCAGAUCCUACUUAAGAAAGCUUCCAUUGCCAUGAAAAAAAUCGAGCCAUUCUUAAAGAACAAGAUCCCAUAUCAGACAUUUUCGGUAGAAAAAGAAGAGAGUUUUGCCCCAGACAUGUCUGUGGACAAGAACAAGCCACCUGUGCAGCUAGAAGCAGGAUGUUCUUACAGUAAGCAGUCAGCUGCAUCCAAAGCUGCAACUUUGAAAGACAGAGUAAAUGUUAUUUUACAGCAAAAGCACCGCUAUCUCCCAACGGACCACGUCCCUGUGUGUGAUUUUCCACACAGCCUGUCAACCAAGCUGGCCAGCAAUUUCGCAGAGAGGAUGAACUCAUCCAGCCGGAGCAACAGUGGUCUGCGCAGAGAGGACCAUCCCCUGAAACUCAGAGUAAAGGCACUAAUCAGGCAAAGACGUGGUAAUGCACCUGCAUUGCCAUCAAAUGGGGAGGUCCCUGAUGUUAAACCACCUUCUCAUAGCCAAAGCCCUACUUCAGCAGCCCUGGAGAAGAACAUGGAAAGCGAGGGUUUCCAGCGCUUCCUCAACAUCCUUAACAAAGGAGUGGACAUCAACCUGCUCACAAGGAUUGUCAAUGAUGACAGCGAGGAGCUUCCUGAUGCUGGGAAGCUCCUGAACAUUCAGCCCCCUGUUGCACACAACAAGUCAGAUGUUCCCUACAGGAGCGAGAGCCAGGGAUCCUCCAGAGGAGCUUUGGAACAGGACCAGAGUCGGUCCAAGAGUAGAGAGAGAAAGUCUGAACCACCCAGCCAAAAGGCAUCCAGCACAGAAACACAGUCCCUGCGUGAGGAAGAGUCCAUCCUCAGGAGUGAGAAACAAGACAGCCAUGUUUGCUCCAGCAGCAACUCGACGUCUCCUCCAAGGCUGGAGGACCAGCAACGCCAACAGCUCCAGAAUAUUCUUAAGACUCUGGGCUUGAGCCUAGAGGCGGAGGAGAUAAGCAAAUUGUCCGACCGCACUCAGGAGAGGCUGUAUGGGAAGAGGCAUGACAACAGGCAACAUGGCGACAGGGAGAGAGAGAGGAGGCAGAGGAGUAUCCCCAGGCAUCACGAGAAUUCCUCUUCCUCCUCGUCGAUCUCCGGCAGCCUCAGUCCGUCUCACCGGCGGCGCUCCGUCAGCACAGACUCAGACUCAAGGGACAGCAAAGAACGAAGGCGAACAUCAGAAUGCAGACAAUCAAGAGAGAGCAGUAGAGAUACAGCAAAGCCCCAGGGUCCAGUCAUGGACAUAGACAAGGAGCGCAUCAGCUCCUGGGAAAGUGUUCCUGGUCACCAUCCAUAUCCAACAAACCCAGCGUAUCCCUCUUCACAGCCAGCUGCUGAGGCUGCAUUGCAACAGUACAAUUCAGCGCAGCACUCUCACUACACUGCCCACCACAGCAGCACGUACAAUGCUGCCACAAACUCAGCCUGGUUUUAUACACAUGGUGCAGUGCCCGCCCCCCCUGCUCCCAGUGGGUAUUUUUACCAGCAGAACACAUCAUAUAAUUAUUUUGGCUCUGAGGGUACACCCAACAUAGCUUACCCUUAUUCUCACCCCCGUGACUCUCAUUCACUUGAAGACACUCAUUUAAUGUUGAACCCAGACCUGUCAGCAAGUGAGGGCCAAAGCGGACAGCAGCUGGGUCGUCACUGCCUGAAGGUCGUACCCUUAAAGCAGAGGCGAAAUCAGGGCAGUCUGAUGCCACUCACCACUUUCCAAAAGUGUCGUUCAAAAAAGAAAAAGAAGAAGAGAAACAAACAUGCCAAACAGGCAGCUGCAACGGCAGUGGCCAUAACAGAAGCGCCCGUAACCACAGCAUCCGCAACGGCAGUGGCUACAUUGGCAGCAUCCAUAACCACCGCGUCCACGGCGGCAGCAUCCACGGCGGCAACAUCCACAAUGGCAGCGGCCUCAAAAGCAGCGGCCUCAAAAGCAGCGGCCUCAAAGGCAGUGGCCUCAAAGGCAGCAGCCACAAAGCAAGUGGCAGAGUCUCAAGUGAAGCCGGGGGUACCAAAACCCGCUGUUUCAGCCACCACAGAAAAACAGCGCUCAGAAGACAAAAAGCAGCUGACAGAGGAGGAAAUAAAAGCAAACUUGAAGAAAAAGCUUGACGCAUUUAAUCAGCUGAUGAAGCAAAAGGGCAUCAUAUCUGCCAAAAACUCCCUAACGUGAAGGACUAGAAAAAAUCUGUGAAGAGCAACGUGUCUUGACUGAUAAUUUGAUCCUGCUGCAGCUCCAAUCCGAUCACUUGGACCCUGCUGACCUCCUUUCACGAUUUAACGUGUCUCAGUGUGUUACAGGACCACCGUUUACUUAUAAAAUAUUUCAAGACUUGUACUGAACAUCACUGUAGUUUGUCAUCCUUAAACAAAUUAUGUAUAUUUUAAGAAUAAUAUGGUGCAAUAUUUAAUUACUGAUUUGUGUUAAAAGGCAUUUAAAAGUUCAAGAUUUAGUUUUUUUUCCUCCAGCUCUGAUAUUUCUGUGAACAUCACCAGUUUGUGACUUUGUAAGUUCUCAUUUCUAUUCUAUUUUUCUCUUGGUAAUAUAUACAUUUGACAGAACUAUUUUCCUAUGGUCUCAGUUGUUUUGAUGAAAAGCAUUUUUUAUUUUUCGCAUAGAGCUUAAGUCUGUGAAAAAGUCGGGGUCAUGCUCACUCCCAUUUUAAGUCUGAAAUGAGAGGCAGAUGAAAAUUAAGCUUGGUCUACAUGAAGCUGAGCUGAGCCAAAGUUGGUGGUCGUCCCUAGGCUCAGAAGGUUUGUGGAAGCAUCUUCGCUUGAAAUUAACUAUAGAAUUAUCUUACGUACAAAUUCAAAGUUUGUAUUGAGACAGAAAAUUCAUGUGAAUGAGAUGGAGUCAUAAAGAUUUUAAUACACA